Molecule: messenger RNA, 2880 nt
Organism: Phyllopteryx taeniolatus (common seadragon)
Lineage: Eukaryota; Metazoa; Chordata; Actinopteri; Syngnathiformes; Syngnathidae
Gene: cnih2
Product: cornichon family AMPA receptor auxiliary protein 2
Exons: 5
Coding region: 540-1409 (289 amino acids)
Biological process (GO): vesicle-mediated transport; regulation of AMPA receptor activity
Cellular component (GO): dendrite; synapse
Source: RefSeq, a predicted model, not a curated record
GAGGAGGGGUGGGGUGGGGUGGGGGGUGGUUUGGGGGCGAAUAAUUGAAGACGUCUGAUGUGGAGAAUUGAAUUUUGGGCACCUCCAAAUGGGCACAGAUGCGUAGAUGCGUUCUCUCGUUUACGUGAUACUGGAGAAUUGAAGUCCUUCGAGUGUCCGUGCGCGGAGACGCGUUCGGCUUUAGGGUCAGGGUCAGGGAUGCCCGGCACACACUUCUGACAUGCCGUCGACCCAAAUUGACCGAGCGGAACGUUGCGUUCCGUGGCAGACGCCGCUAUUCUCGGCUCCAAACGUUCGUUCGACUCAGACGCGCGACGCCGACACGAUUUGCGAUUGGGUUCGCGCAAUCGCAGGCUGAAACUCCUCCUUUCUGCGCGCCGCGCGAUGAUCCACGAAGGGACUCGCCGCCAUUUCCGCAUCAAGCGACCGCUUGCGUAGGCAGUUGGCAACAGUUGGGCGCACGCCUGCCAUUAGGAGCGAGUGGUCGGAAGCAACAGGUUGGACUGAAAGCCAUCCGAGGAAAAGCGCUCAAGUGGCGCAUGACGAUCGUUGUCAACGACGAGAAUCCUGCGCUUGUGCUGCUGUCGUCGUGUCUCUCGGAGACACUUUGUCGCUUCAAGUCCGGUCGGGGUCCGUUCAUUUAUUCUUCAUCCAAACUAGGAAGCGUUUCUCAACACAAGUCCGAGAAUGAGUGCGGCCACUUCUUGUUAUUGAUCGUCGCCGAACGUGAGCCAUCUGACAAAAAUCUCUCCCGAGGGGGGCCGCAGACCCAGAGAGAAAGAGAGAGAGAGGGGCGAAGGGGCUUUCCCUUUGUCUCUCUCGUCCCGUCCCGUCUCGUCAGGCUGGCUGGCACCGCCAUGGCGUUCACCUUCGCGGCCUUCUGCUACAUGCUCACCUUGGUGCUGUGCGCCGCCCUCAUCUUCUUCGUCAUCUGGCAGAUUAUUGCGUUCGAUGAACUGCGCACAGACUUCAAAAACCCCAUCGACCAAAGCAACCCCACCAGAGCGAGGGAGAGGAUUCUCAAUAUCGAGCGGAUCUGCAACCUUCUCCGCAGAUUGGUGGUGCCCGAGUAUUCCAUCCAUGGGCUCUUUUGCCUCAUGUUCAUGUGCGCCGGCGAGUGGGUGACGCUCGGCCUAAACAUCCCGCUUCUCUUCUACCACCUGUGGAGGUACGACCCGCACGGUCCCCGAACGGAGGUCUUCCAUUACCUCUUAUCCGCCGUCUGCCUUCUUCCCAGGUUUUUCCACCGACCGGCCGAUGGGUCAGAGGUCAUGUACGAUCCCGUAAGCGUGAUGAACGCUGACAUCCUCAACUACUGCCAGAAGGAGUCGUGGUGUAAGCUGGGCUUCUAUCUGCUCUCUUUCUUCUAUUAUCUCUACAGCAUGGUCUACGCCCUGGUGAGCUUCUAACAGACAUCCCAUCGAAAAGGAAAGAACGACAUCAGCUCGUCCCGUCCGUGUAAGCUUUCCUUUCCAUCAGCGAUUUGGCUUUCCCACGAUCCCACCUCGGAAGAUGAAAGUGAAAAACGACGACGACAACAACAACAAUCUGAGUGCCAUUGUGAAUGUAAAGCUGUUGCCUCCGAUCCAUUUUUAUCGCUUUAUUACAAACACCGACCGCUGCGAACGGAGGACGGAAGUGAAGCCGAUGGUGGAAAAGGUGUUUGCGUUGCCUUUUACGCCUCGUUACAAAUCCCGACGAGGACUUUGAAGGGCUGGAGCAAUCCCGUGCUGCUCGUACUGAUCCGGUCUCUUUAUUCACUGUGACUCCCCGAACAUUCAACAUGGGCUGGAACACCAAUCAUUUGUCUGUACUUUGAGAGACGCAUCUAAUAUUCAAGCAUUGUUUUUCUGCUGUGUUGUGGGUGCACUUCAUUGUAAAAGGGAGAAGAACUAAAAAAAAUAAUGCAGACAGGGACGUAACACUUUCAAUCAAGAUGGAGGGAAAGCUUUGGCCCCCCAAAAAACCAAGGUUGAAGUCUCCAUGCUGGCAAUUCAACUUGAAGCGUAUUCUUUGCUGUAAGGACGUCCUUCACGGUGAAGGCUGGAGACAUUUUCCCCCCGCCAAAAGAUUGUAUAUGAAAAACGGGGAUUCGCUGAAAAGCAAUGAAGACGCUUGCGAAAUACUCUCCCUUCUCACUUCAAUGCUAAGGCGACAUGCUGUGUCUCGGUUUUCACUUUCUUCAAGAAAUACCGAAUCGUGGUACAAUGCUUUUCUUAAAAAAGAUAAACAAAACAAACUUCACAAAAUCAAAAUAAAGAAAAACAACUUUUUCUUCGUGUACAGAAACGGCCUUAUUUCCAGUUAAGUUUACGUCUUAGCAUCUAGCGUCUAGCUAUUUUAGCACAGUGUCAUUUCAUGUAUGACAAGCAAUUAAAAAGUAACUAGCAAUGUAAAAGGUUCGAUGACAGUGUUAAUGUGCGUGUAAUAAUUGAGCGGGACACGAGCGACGGCGGCGAUACGUAACGAGUCAUUUCGGAAACGUGAAGUCGUCGCUCGCUUGGUGGCCAAGCCUUCGCUCGUCCGCCCUCGCUCUCACGUGCGGGACUUAUUUGUCGAGAAGUGACGAUUCCAUUGUGAUUUGAACAGCAGUAGGAAUUUCUGCCAUUUAGGAGCCUGGUAAAAAGGUGUCAUUCAUGAAUAAGUGUCGAUAACAUGUCUGCUGUUGCUACUUAGGAAAACGUGUCAUGAGUACUGCAGCCUGUGGAAAAUAUUGGGAACAAAAACAGGAAACAUUCACACCACAAUGUUCAACAUAGACUUUGUGUAAAAGUGUUUGAAAAGCACAUUUUGAAUGGACAGCAAUACUAGGAUUAAAGCCUACCACUGGAAUACAUGAAGUCAUUUGCAAAUAAUCCAAAUAAACAUUGGCUAUGUUAC